Molecule: messenger RNA, 919 nt
Organism: Amborella trichopoda
Lineage: Eukaryota; Viridiplantae; Streptophyta; Magnoliopsida; Amborellales; Amborellaceae
Product: zinc finger CCCH domain-containing protein 64-like
Biological process (GO): mRNA splicing, via spliceosome
Cellular component (GO): post-mRNA release spliceosomal complex
Molecular function (GO): RNA lariat debranching enzyme activator activity
Source: RefSeq, a predicted model, not a curated record
GUCGAGAGGAUCGAACUUGAGGGUUUUUCAACAGUGAAAUACUCUUCCAGUAAAUUUUCGAGAUGCGCCGGAUUGUUCCGGGGCUCAACCUUAUUUUCAAAAAAUAACAUCUCAAGAUUGAGUACAAAUCAUCCAAUUUUUAAAAGAGUGAGACAUUAGUAUAGACAACUUUUGCAUGGUAGAUGCCCUACUUCUCUUCAUCGCUCUUUAUCGCUCUGCAACAUCUCCUCUCCUCCUUAUUGUUGUUUAAUAAUCAAUAAUGGCACCACCCAGUAGUAUCCUUCUAUGCGACGACGUCUUAGGCCGGUUCUUUAAUAAUCAAUAAUGGCACCACGCAGAAUCCUCCUAUGCGGCGACGUCUUAGGCCGGUUCAAUAUCCUUUUCAAGCGACUCACAUCUGUGAGUAAGUCUAAUGGCCCUUUGGACGCCCUGCUCUGUGUGGGUCAGUUCUUCCCCAACAACGCCGAAGAAGUCGAGGAGAUGAUGCGUUAUAUACGUGGGGAUGAACCAGUUCCAAUCCCCACUUAUUUUAUUGGUGAUUAUGGAGCUGUUGCCUUGAAGCUCUUCUCAUCUGCUGCUUCCCAAUAUGGAUUUAAAACUGAUGGGAUAAAGAUUUGUGAAAACCUUUUCUGGCUAAAGGGAAGUGGGAGAUUUACCCUUCAUGGUUUGUCUGUAGUUUACUUAUCUGGCCGACACUCGUCAAAUGAUCAACUAAUCGGAGCAUGAAAUGAUGAUGACAUUGAUGCAUUGCGUGCUUUGGCUGAAGAACCUGGGAUAUUUGAUCUUUUUCUAACAUAUCCUUAUUGAUGCAAACACAACAUCUAUUGCAUGCUUGGAUCUUGAUAAAGUUCCAAGAGAUUCGGCUUUAUUUGUUUUUUUUUUGAAAACUAUUCUUAUUUUAUUUUAUUUUAUAUAUAAA